Molecule: messenger RNA, 2097 nt
Organism: Pipistrellus kuhlii (Kuhl's pipistrelle)
Lineage: Eukaryota; Metazoa; Chordata; Mammalia; Chiroptera; Vespertilionidae
Gene: NOTUM
Product: notum, palmitoleoyl-protein carboxylesterase
Exons: 12
Coding region: 531-2006 (491 amino acids)
Molecular function (GO): hydrolase activity
Source: RefSeq, a predicted model, not a curated record
GUUGGGGGGGAGACCCCUCCAGAGGGGCCUCGGCUGGAAGCUCAGCAGGAAGCUGGCCUGAGAAGCGGGGGAGGCGAGGGUGGGUCUCCGAGUGGAUGGAGCUCAGCCUCGGCACUCAGUCAGCCUCUGGGAGCCUCGGCUCCCUCGUGGGGAAAUGGCAUGUGCCUGCAGGGAGGGCCCGCCCGGCCGGCCGGCCGGCCCCCAGGGCACCACCGCAGCCUCGUCCGGUUUCCGAUCUCAGCACCUCACGCCCCCGCACGCUCACGGGCCUGCCCGCCAGGCGUGUGCAGGGCGGUGUUGUAACUUCCUAAUCUCGGCUCAUCACUCGUGCUCGGGCCAAAGGGGCCCGGCACGCAGGGCGACUACAAAGGCAGGGCCAGGCCAGCUGGUGCCACCGCCCGCUGCUGCUCCAGAGGGACUCGGAGCCGAGCCGGGACCCAGCCCGGCUGCCUGCCUACCCGUGCCCGCCUGGCAUCCGGCGGGGCCCAGGAAGGCCUGCCCUGGUCCAGCUGUCAUUUCCAAAGGUGGCCAUGGGCCGAGGCGCGCGCGCGCUGCUGCUGCUGCUGGGCCUGCUGCAGGGGGCCGGGGGCGGCGCGGGCAGGAAGGCCUGGCGGCGCCGCGGCCAGCAGCCCACCCCGCCGCGGGCCGAGGCGGCGCCCGUGGAGAGCUUCCCGCUGGACUUCACGGCCGUGGAGGGCAACAUGGACAGCUUCAUGGCGCAGGUGAAGAGCCUGGCGCAGUCGCUGUACCCCUGCUCCGCGCAGCAGCUCGGCGAGGACCUGCGCCUGCACCUCCUGCCCAACGCGACGGCGACCUGCAACGACGGCAGCCCCGCCGGCUACUACCUGAAGGAGUCCAAGGGCAGCCGGCGCUGGCUGCUCUUCCUGGAAGGCGGCUGGUACUGCUUCAACCGCGAGAACUGCGACUCCCGCUACAGCACCCUGAGGCGCCUCAUGAGCUCCAAGGACUGGCCGCGCACGCGCACAGGCACCGGCAUCCUGUCCUCCCAGCCCGAGGAGAACCCGCACUGGUGGAACGCCAACAUGGUCUUCAUCCCCUACUGCUCCAGUGACGUGUGGAGUGGGGCCUCGCCCAAGUCCGACAAGAACAAAUACGCCUUCAUGGGCGCCCUCAUCAUCCAGGAGGUGGUGCGGGAGCUGCUGGGCAAGGGGCUGAGCGGGGCCAAGGUGCUGCUGCUGGCGGGGAGCAGCGCGGGCGGCACCGGCGUGCUGCUGAACGUGGACCGCGUGGCCGAGCAGCUGCAGGAGCUGGGCCACCCCGCCAUCCAGGUGCGGGGCCUGGUGGACUCGGGCUGGUUCCUGGACAACAAGCAGUACCACCGCACCGACUGCGUGGACACGGCCACCUGCGCGCCCACCGACGCCAUCCGCCUGGGCAUCAGGUACUGGAACGGGCUGGUCCCCGAGCGCUGCCGGCGCCAGUUCAAGGAGGGCGAGGAGUGGAACUGCUUCUUCGGCUACAAGGUCUACCCGACCCUGCGCUGCCCCGUGUUCGUGGUGCAGUGGCUGUUCGACGAGGCGCAGCUGACGGUGGACAACGUGCACCUCACGGGGCAGCCGGUCCAGGAGGGCCAGUGGCUGUACAUCCAGAACGUGGGCCGGGAGCUGCGGCAGACGCUCAAGGACGUGGCGGCCAGCUUCGCCCCCGCCUGCCUCUCCCAUGAGAUCAUCCUCCGGAGCCACUGGACGGAGGUGCAGGUGAAGGGGACCUCUCUCCCGCGGGCGCUGCACUGCUGGGACAGGAGCCUGCACGAGGGCCUCAAGGGCAGCAAGGCCCCCCUGAAGGGCUGCCCCGUGCACCUGGUGGACAGCUGCUCCUGGCCCCACUGCAACCCCUCCUGCCCCACCAUCCGAGACCAGUUCACGGGGCAGGAGAUGAACGUGGCCCAGUUCCUCAUGCACCUGGGCUUCGACGUGCAGACCCUGGCCCAGCAGCAGGGCCUGGAGCCCAGCAAGCUGCUGGGCAUGCUGAGCAGCGGGAGUUAGGGCGCCCCUGGCCCCCCCGCCCCGCCCCUGGGCCAGGGCUGCGUGCCCCCCCCCCCACACCCUGGGCCAGGCCCCGCCCCCUCCCCUGCGC